CUCAUUUCAGAGAUUCAAGAGUUGUUUGAAGAAACUGGAUAUUGUGAACGAUACAUUGGUGGAACUCGGAACACUGAAGAAUCACGCCCAGUUGCGUGCAAGAACGCUUUGAUAUAUAGGAACUCUAUUCGAGCGCGUCAAUCAGUGUAUUCAGACGUUAACAGAGCAGAAAAAACGAAAAAUGAGGCCCUGGACGACUUCCACUUCGUCUUCUUUCCUACAUCGACACCUGAACGACACCUCACAAUCUAACCAGCUCAUAUGCCUCUUAAUGCAUGUACACUUCGAACUGUGCUCGAUAUCGCGUGAAUUGAGCACAAUCUUUGGACUGCAGAUGGUGAUGCAAAUAGCCGUAUUUCAUUUAAGUGCAAUGCACUUUUUUCUUGAAUUGUAUCCUAUCAUUUUGUCGAUAACAACUAACUUUACAUAUAAUGUUUUAGUUGAAUUUUUUGUCAUUUUGUCUUGGACCGCAAGAUGUAUCCUAGAUAUAAUUAUUUUCGGUUACGUCUGCGAGAAGGCUUGCACAAAGGCAAACCGAGUCGAGACGUUUCUCGACAGAUUGGCAAAUGUUACAUUCGACGUCGAAACGCGGGAAAACGUCAUGCAGUUCUUGCUGGAAAUUUUCAGGAGACCGCUAAGAAUUUCAGGUCUUGGACUUUAUGAUUAUGGCUUUAAACUAGUCCACAAGUUUAUCGAAAGGUCUGUGAAGAUGAUAAUAUUAGUGAUACAGGCACGUUAA
Molecule: messenger RNA, 739 nt
Organism: Odontomachus brunneus
Lineage: Eukaryota; Metazoa; Arthropoda; Insecta; Hymenoptera; Formicidae
Exons: 6
Coding region: 182-739 (185 amino acids)
Biological process (GO): sensory perception of taste
Cellular component (GO): membrane
Source: RefSeq, a predicted model, not a curated record